Messenger RNA from Racocetra persica, 129 nucleotides. The record is from the annotation of a GenBank genome assembly. NCBI's taxonomy places the organism in Eukaryota, Fungi, Glomeromycota, Glomeromycetes, Diversisporales, Gigasporaceae.
GGUCAAAAUGUGUAUAAUCAGUUAAGCAAUUUAUUUAAUAAUCCAAAUUGGAGAUGUAGAUUUUUUGAUAAUGAACAACAGACUUUUGUUUUACUAUUUGAUAGACAAGCUGAAAUAGAAGCUAAUUAG